UCUAAAUCAAUUGAAAAGUAUCACUGAAACGGAUCCAAUGGUUUGCAUAGAAGUUAACGAUUUGUUGGAUGAAAUGAUGACUGAAAACAAACGACUCGUCAAUGAGUUGUUGUUUGCAAACAAUUGUUUGAAUUUAUUGAAUGAAUUGAAAAGUUAUUUACAAAUAAUUUACGCGAAAUACAAGACAAUGAUUGCUGAAGAAGACGUCAAAAAGUGGCAAACAUUACAAGAAUCAGUGGACACAACUGUCGAUGAAUAUAAUCGAUGCAAACAAAUACAGAAGAAGAAGAAGACAGAAAAAGAUAGCGAUAUAAAUCAAGAGUCAAGUAGUGGUCAACGAUUACAGACAUCAGAAACAAGUCUUUCGUGUUCAACAACUGUCACAGCAGUUGAUCCGAAACCAAUCACUAUUGACAAUAUGGAUCCUCUGACAAGUAUUGCGUCAAACGGACUAUAUGUUUGCCGAUAUAAAUAUUGUGGUAAAGAGUUUAAAACCAGAAAUAGAUUUCAAGAGCAUAUGUCAGUUCAUUCGCAACACAAGUGGCCGAACACGUGUCACAUCUGUCACAAGAAAUUCAAAUUUAAUAAUCUUUUGAGAAGACAUAUGAAGACACACAACAGGAAAAAAUAUUUGUUUAUUUCAGAUGAUGGCAAUGAUGACCAACAAUUGGAUCAAUCUUUACUAAAAUUGUUAAAACAAAACAAUUUCGAUGAUAAACAACAACGAUAUUUGUGUCCAUUUCCCGGAUGUGAUCAUAAAUAUUCGGUAAAGAUUGCAAUGAAAAAUCAUUUUUAUGAAAAUCACUACAAACCAGACUAUAGACCAUUUGUAUGUGAACUGUGCGGACAAGGAUUCAAACGAAAUUAUAUGCUUAAAGAACAUAUGAAUGUACACGACGUGAACCGGCAGAAGACAUACCAGUGCUCUGAAUGUGAUAAAUCGUUUUACAAAAGCUAUGCGCUUAAGGAACACAUGUUGUCUAAACACUCGACGGAAAAGUCAUUUAAAUGUGGUAUCAAUAGCUGUGAAGACAAAUUUCAAUCAGUAUAUCAGCGAAAUCUUCAUCGACUAUCUGUCCAUCAAAUCAAGUAUUCGAUGAAGAAAAUCAAAGACAGGUAUUCGUGUCAAUGGCCCGGUUGUGACUAUCGGUGCGCUGGAAGGGAUCGUCUGGCAGAUCAUACACGUGUACACACCGGUGAGCGUCCGUUUGUGUGUCAGUGGCCAGAGUGUGACAAACGAUUUACUACUAAAAAGGAUCUUAAAAAACAUGUGAUUUGUCAUCAAAAUCAGAAACCAUUUGUGUGUCAAUGGCCCGGAUGUGACUAUCGGGGCAAUAGUAGUGGCAAUCUGUCGGUACAUAAAAAGAUACAUCAAAGACAACAAUAA
This is a messenger RNA of Oppia nitens, 1387 nucleotides long. RefSeq names its product zinc finger protein 425-like. The transcript has a single exon. Gene Ontology annotation, cellular component: nucleus. Gene Ontology annotation, molecular function: RNA polymerase II cis-regulatory region sequence-specific DNA binding; DNA-binding transcription factor activity, RNA polymerase II-specific. Bases 38 to 1387 code for a protein of 449 amino acids. Gene Ontology annotation, biological process: central nervous system development; regulation of transcription by RNA polymerase II. The record is from RefSeq and is a predicted model, not a curated record. Lineage: Eukaryota; Metazoa; Arthropoda; Arachnida; Sarcoptiformes; Oppiidae.